Rotaria sp. Silwood2 is the source of this 3465-nucleotide messenger RNA. The record is from the annotation of a GenBank genome assembly. Lineage: Eukaryota; Metazoa; Rotifera; Eurotatoria; Philodinida; Philodinidae.
AUGUUGCUAUGUAUUUUUAGUCGAAAUUGUUUUCGAUCCGGAUACUGGAAAACAAAUAUUAAUAUUGAAAAAAGAACUCCUAUUAUUCAAUCCGAUAUAACAAUUGAAGAUUUUGAAUUGGUAACAGAUGAAAAUACCGGUGAAACUGUAUUAAGAUUAAAAGCUGAUAUAGCAGCUCGAAAAGGAUUAACUAGUUUAGGAAAAACAAAUUUUGAAGUUGUUGUUGAUCCAACAACAGGUCAAAAAAUAAUACGUAUAAAAGAUGAUGGAACAAAUCAAAUGAAUGGUAAUCGCAUUGAAAUUAUCACUGAUGCCAUAACAGGUAAACAAACAAUUCGAAUGAUUGCUGAUGAUGAUAAUGAUGAAUCAAAUGAACCUAUUGUUACAAUAACAGAAAAUGAUAUUGAUUUAAAUGAUUUUGAACGUAUAAUUGAUCCAUUAACUGGUCGAGAAAUAUUACGAAUGAAAGCUGAUGUACUUAAAGCUAAAGGUUUAGAAGAAUUAGCAAAUGCUGAAUUUGAAAUUGUUGUUGAUGCUGUUACGGGUCAAUCGAGAAUAGUUCUUAAAACUCCAUCAUCUGAUUUUAGUAGUGGAACAAAUACUAAUUUUGAAAUUAUUGUUGAUAUUGUUACAGGAAAACAAAAAAUAAUUAAACGAACUGUUACAGAACAAGAGAAAGAUAAUGUAGAUAUUAUUGAAAGUCAAUUAAAUGUAGAUGAUUUUGAACGUGUUAUUGAUCCUGAUACAGGUCUUGAAGUAUUACGAUUAAAAAAGGGUGCUGCUGCACGUAAAGGUCUAACUGAUUUACUUGAUGUUCAAUUUGAAAUGGUUACGGAUGCUAAUGGAAAACAAACAAUUGUUAUUAAAGGUGGUGGAAAUCAAGGCAAUGCUGGUGAUGCAAAAUUUGAAUUAAUUACUGAUGCAUCAGGUCGAACAACAAUUAAAAUUAGAAAAGAACGACCACCAACACCGGAAUUAGAAGUGACUGAAAAAUCCAUUGAUAUAAAUGAUUUUGAAGAAGUUAUUGAUUCUAAAACAGGUAUGAAAGUACUUAAAUUAAAAGUUGAUGUAGCUAAACGAGCUGGUAUGAUGGAACUACUUGAUGCUCAAUUUGAAACUUAUAUCGAUGAGAAAACUGGUAAACAAGCUAUUCGAAUUAAACAAACUGAUGGUGGCAAUGGGCCAGAUGAUGUUAAAUUUGAAAUAAUAACUGAUGCAUCAGGUAAACAAGUACUUCGCAUGGUUCAAGAAAUUCCAAAAACAAUUGAAGUAACUAAUGUUGAUGUAAAUGCAAAUGAUUUUGAAGAAGUUAUUGAUGCUAAAACUGGAAAGAAAGUUUUACGUAUGAAAAAAGAAGUUGCAAAACGAAAAGGUUUUGUUGAUAUGGAUAAUGUUGAUUUUGAAUUUGUAAUUGAUCAAAAAACUGGACAACAAGUUAUACAAAUAAAAGGUGGUACAGGUAAAAUAACUAAAGGUAAUAAAACAUUUGAAAUGGUUAUUGAUCCUAAAACUGGUCAACAAACAUUACGUAUGAAACAAGAAGUUGAAGUUCAAUUUGAAACAAUUGAAAAUGAUUUAGUCAAUGAAGAUUUUGAAGAAUUUAUUGAUGAAAUAACUGGUGAACGUAUACUUAAAUUAACAGCUGAAGCAGCAGCAAGAAAAGGUCUUAAUGAUUUACGUGAUGUUGAAUUUGAAAUUUAUAAAGAUCCAACAACUGGUAAAGAAGAAAUACGUAUGAAAGGUGGUAAUCAAACAGGAAAAUUAGAUGGUGAUCAAAAAUUUGAAAUUUAUAUUGAUAAAAAAACUGGCCUACCAAAAAUAGUUCUUAAACGACCAAAAGGACGAACACCACCACCUGUAGAGGCAUCAAUUGAUGUAAAUGAUUUUGAAAAAUUUACUGAUCCUGUAACUGGAAAAGAAUUUUAUCGUUUAACUGAUGAAGCAGUUCGUCGAAAGGGAUUAGCCAAUGUCAAAGAUAUGGAAUUUGAUAUUGAAAUUGAUGAAACAACUGGAAAAACAGUUAUGAAACCUAAAGUUAAUAGUAUAGCAGGACAAAAAGUCGAAAUUGUUAUUGAUCCACAAACCGGUGAACAAACAAUUCGUAUUAUACCACAAAAAACUAUAGAAAGAAUGGCAACAAUAACAACAUCGAUUGAUUUAGAUGAAGAUGCAUUUACUAUUCAAAUUGAUCCAAUAACAGGAAAAGAAAUUAUUAGUUUAAGUAAAGAUUUAAUGGAAAAUUAUGGAUUAGAAAAUAUCGAAUUUGAACAAGUUGUUGAUGAAACAACUGGACAAACAGUUUAUCGAAUGAAACCUGUUAUUGGAAAAGAUGGAAAAGUUUAUGAAUUAAUUACUGAUCCAACAACUGGAAAACAAUCAUUACAAGUCAAAGAAACAGUAACACAAGAACAAUUAACAACUAUUAUUGCAAGUCGAGAAGCUAAAGGACUUCGAAUUCCAAGAGCAGCUAGUGGACAUACUAGAAUAUCCGGUGUAACUAAUGAAGAAAGAAAUUUUUUGCCUACUGGAAUUUCAACACGAACAAAGAAAAAACUAGGUGUUGCAUUAUCUCCUGAUGAUGAUAUGGCAACAUCGCCAACUGAUAGUUUUACUAAUGGAAAUAGACGUCAAUCACAAGCUGGAUUAAAACCACGACCAGUCCGAGUUAAAAGUCCUUCCGGGCAACAGGAUGAUAUUGACUGGACAUCUGAUGAUGAAAAAGAAUUAGAUGGUUUAAGUGUUUAUGAACAACGAAGACGAAAAGAACAGAUGAUAGCUGAAAAAAAACGUAAAGUAGCUGAAAUGAAACGACAACAAGAAUUAGCAAUUCAAAAUCGAUUAAAAAAACAACGUGAAAGUUUAGUUGAUAUUAUUGAUCAUACAAGUGGACUGUUGAAUGAUGAAGAUCAAGAUCGGGAGCGUGAUUUACGUAAAUUAGAUGGUGAACGUGAUGGUCUAACGGAUGAAGAAUAUCAAGAACGUCGAAAAAAAUUAUUUGCUGAACGUACUCGUGUACUUAAAGCAGCAUAUGAUAGGAAAAUGGAUCGACUUAAACGACAAACAGGUAUCCCAGAUGGUGGUCGUGUCGAUGGAGAAAAAGCCGCUGAAUUAGAAGCACAAAUUCGUGCUGAAGAAGACUUAUUAUUAAGUAUGAUGAAUCCUGAAGAACGUGAAGAUUAUAUUCGAGCACGAAAUGAAGAACGUGCUCGACAACGUUUAUUAACUGAACGUGAACGUAUGAAACGUGAAGAAGAAUUACAAACAGCAUUAGCUGAAACAAAACGUAUGGCAGCUAUACGUGCAGCUGAAAUAAUGGCUAAAGAAUUACAAAAACGAUCAAAUAAUUCAAUGUAUGCUGAAUUAAAAGAUUUAGUAACUGAACAAAAAGUUUCACGUGCUUUUACAUAUUCAUAUUUUUCGCUUUUACAAUUUCUUGCAUCAUCUCGUCCUAAUUCAGCUAAUUAA